UAAUGAUUUACUAACUCAAUUCAUAUUUUUAUUUUUCUGAGUUGCAAAGGUCUAAAAAUUUCAGUUUCUGAAUUAUGGGGCACAUUAGUAAGAUGGAUCAUCAUCAUCACCAUCAUCAGCAUCAAGUUGUAACAGUGGUAGCUGGGCAGCAUCAUGGUAUUGCGAAUAAACAGGUAUUACCAAUAUGUGAUGCGAUUACCACUAGUAGUGUUAUCAUUGAUGAAGAGAAGGAUCAUGAUGGGAAGGUGAUCAAGAGUAGUAGUAAUGGUGGUGAUGCUACUAGCAAGGUUAAAGCAAUGACAAGAAUGAAAAUGGAAUUGUUGAGAUGGGCAGCAGUUGCUAAGCAACAAACAGAGAAAGGAUCUACUUCGUCUGGAAAAACAUCAUUCAUCAGUCGAAAGGUGGCUUACUUCCGUAACAGGGGAAAUAACACGAUUAAAGCACUAAGAAAUAUUGGGAGCGAUGAUCGUGAAGAUGUUGGUAGCUUAAGCUCUCCUAAAAUUAGUUUCAAAUGGGAUGUAGUAAGCAGUUGUUCAACUACUAAUUCUGUAUCAGCUUAUUCCACAAUGUCUCUACCAAUUACUUCCAAUAUCAAAUCCAAAUAUCAUCAUCGCCACGAUAUCAAAACCACAUAUAAGUCGUCCUCAUCUUCCUCACCAUCCAACUUUAUAAUUGCUACUCCUACUCCUGCUGCAGUUCCUGACAAUCAUCAUCAUAAAGAUGACUUUGUUUCGACUGCCUCUUCCCCAGCAUCGUCCCAAUAUAAUAACAGUCAGCGCACUUCUAGAUUUGGAAGUUGGAUCACCACAGAUGAUGAGUUCUUGGUGUUGGAGUUGUGAUGCUGAAGAGUAAACUGAAGAAGAGAUAAGCUGAUGGAGUAUUUGGAAGUUGAUCGUGUGGAUUUUUAAAUGAAAGGGUCGAUUAAGAGCAUUAACAUUUGAUCCAUAAGUAGGAUUUUAAGAACUUUAUUCAUUUGAUCAUCCUUUAAAUAUGUUUUAAGAGAAAAAAGAAGAGAAAUGGUGCAAUUGUAAUUAAUUUGAAUAAUUUUAACUGUUACUGGUAUGGCUUCUAGA
Molecule: messenger RNA, 1073 nt
Organism: Papaver somniferum (opium poppy)
Lineage: Eukaryota; Viridiplantae; Streptophyta; Magnoliopsida; Ranunculales; Papaveraceae
Exons: 3
Coding region: 75-839 (254 amino acids)
Source: RefSeq, a predicted model, not a curated record